Molecule: messenger RNA, 3092 nt
Organism: Maylandia zebra (zebra mbuna)
Lineage: Eukaryota; Metazoa; Chordata; Actinopteri; Cichliformes; Cichlidae
Gene: mlphb
Product: melanophilin b
Biological process (GO): intracellular protein transport
Cellular component (GO): cortical actin cytoskeleton
Molecular function (GO): myosin binding; small GTPase binding; actin binding
Source: RefSeq, a predicted model, not a curated record
GCUGUCUGCUACUUAGUUUUUGCCCUGCAGUCAGCUUUGUCUGCCUUUAGAGGAAACACUGCCUGCAGGCAACUAAACCACCACAAAGCCCAAAACCCAGGGAGAUUGCUAGUCUGCAGGCAUCAGGUUCACAAUCAUGCCUGGCAGCACUGCAGGCAAGAAGCUUGAUCUUUCCAAGCUCACAGAUGAGGAGGCUCAGCAUGUGUGGGAAGUUGUCCAGAGAGAUUUUGAUCUGAGGAAGAAGGAAGAGGACAGGCUUGGGGAUCUAAAGACCAAGGUUGAGAGGGAAGAUACCAAGAAAGAGUUGCUGGGGAACCAGACCAGCCUGACUGAGUCUCAUUGCAUUCGAUGUCUCCAGCCUUUUAAAUUCCUGCUUAACAACAAGCAUCAGUGCCUGGACUGCCAGCUCUACAUCUGCAAGUCCUGCGGCCGCUAUAACAAGAAGGAGGAUGGCUGGGUGUGUGACACCUGUCACAUGACCAGAGUACUCAAGAUCGGUACUUUGGAAUGGUACCAUGAGAACGUCCGUGCCCGUUUCAAGCGCUUCGGCAGCGCCAAGGUGAUGCGUUCCCUCUUCAGGAGGUUCGACGGAGAAGGCAGCCGCUCUCAGAGUGACUUAGGAGAGCCUCGUGAGUAUGACACACAGAGCAUGCCUGAGGUCCACAGUGCAUAUGGGGAGCACAGUAUGGAUGCAACAGACUCACAACAACACCAAAGGAUGAAAAAGGUCAAAAGGAGGUUAACUGUUGAUCCCAUUGAUUUCAAACUGGACGUUGACUACCUCAGCCAAUCAAGAGGACCCUCAAAUGAGGAGCCGGGUGAUCGUGACAUCAUGGUCAUGGAUGUAGGCGGGAGGAAGUCGAUGCUUGCUGAGGCAGAUAUGGCCACCGUGUUUCAUCAGAUCAUGGAUGAACAACAUAAAGAGCUGGACCUUGAAGUAACUCCACAACAAGAUGACCUGGUGUACUCAGAUAGCCGGACAAUCCCAUCCCGCUCCAUCUCCCGGCUCAGCUACUCCUCGUGUGGCAGCGGCAGCAUCGGAGGCCCUCGAUGCAGCAGCAGCGUCUACCUGCCUGGCCUUGAGGACUCAGAAGAAGAAGAGGAUGAGCACUGCCAGCCGUACCCACUCUACCAGUUGCAUUCAGGCCUCUGCCGCCAAACAUCUCAGGACAGCCUGAGCUCAGCCAACCAUCCGCCACAGAUCACUGACAUUAACAGACGGAUGUCAGCAAUUGAGACUCUUCUGAACCGCUUGGAGCAGAAAGUCACCUCAACAUAUGACCAGACUUCUCCCACUCCCAGCAGCACCUCUCCUCUUCCUCAGUGGAACGAAGUGGACCUGGAAGAGCAGCAGCUAAGACAGAGGUUGCACGAGAUGACAGACAAUAUCAGUGACCAUAGCCUGACCUCUGAUGAUGAGGACGAGCCCGAGAGACCACAUUCCUCCCAAGAAAUCCUAGCAUGGAGGAGCCCACAGGCGGAUCCAAGGCCUUCCAAACUACCUAUCAGACCAACAUCCAGAGCCAGCAUCGUGGUCUCCAGGCUCGAGGAGGAGCAGCCUCAGCAGACAGAAUCUCUGAAGGCUAAUGACUCCUCUGAAAGCCUGGAGAGGAAGGGUCACCCCCUAGAGGAGGGAUCAAAGGCAAGCUUCAAAGGAUCAACUGCAUUACUGGUUGAACUGGAAGACAAAGUAGCUCAAGCAGCAGCUAAUGUCCAGAAUGCCCAGAGUGAGGUGUCUGACAUCGAGAGCAGGAUUGCUGCCCUGAACGCUGCCGGCAUGUCCUCGGAUAAAAAAAGAAAGUCCGCAAUCCCGAUCCAAGCCAGACUUUCCUACAACUUUCCCACAAACCAGGUGGACAGGUUUACCAGGAACUCCCUCUACAGGGGCUCACUGACACAGAGGAACCCAGUGGCAAAGGCCAAGACCAGGGCUGCCUGUGCGAAACCAGUAAUGACCCAGGGCUCAUGAGGAGGAGGCUGAGUGUUAUCUGACUGACAAGUCUUUCAGUUAUUACAUAAUGCUUUACACACUGGAACUGAGCAGCAAAACAUGAACUAUUCACAAAAGGCGUGUUUUUGUUCUUUGAAACAAAUGCAUUUGAACUGACACGUGGCAACCAACAAACGGAGAUCAGAGAUCAAUCAGUUAUCUUUUCCUGAACAUAGUGCAGUAGUUUAUGUUGCCUAGACAUAACAAUGUAGUUUUGGAAAUUUAACCAGAAUCCAAAUUAAAUCCCUUUAAAGCUGGAGAAACAUGACUUUGUGUACAUAUGAAUAAGAAUCUUAAAUAUGAUAUCAGACUGAUGAAAAAUCUUGUUCAUGAAAUUCAUGUGCGGUUACACGGAAGUAUAUAAAAUUUCAUGAGGAACUUAGAAAUUGCCGUACGACUAUGUUGGUUUAGGUUUCCCACAUAAAUUGCAGAACUUGUCAAAUGAGCAGUGGAACAGUGGGUCUUCUAAUCUUCUUACAUUUAUCUUUAAAAGGUGUGUUUUUGAUAUUGCUGUUGUUUUACAGGGCUAAAUCCAUAAAGUAUGUUACACGUGACAUGCACUAACAUCUGCCUCUAAGUAUAAACAUUUACAGAAUUUGUAUACACUAACAUGCAAGUUAACACAUGCAUUUGCCUUAAUGCGCAAAAGCACUGAUUGUACUAAUCUGGAAUUUAUAACUGGCUAAUUCAUCGUUGUGGAUAAACCGAAAUAUGCAUUGCGUGCUUUAAAUGCAGUUUCAGCAAACAGAAUCAAGCCAGUGAAAAAGAGGUGCAAAUCCGAACUGUAAAUCAGUUUGAAUUAGUCUGAAAUUUUCACACACAAAAAAACAUAUAGAUAAAUGUAUAUUUUUUAUAUAUUUUUUAAAAGUUCUAUUAUUAAUAAUCUACGGUGUGUUGGAAAGUUUAAUUGAUUGUAAAAUUAAACUGAUGUCACAGUGAGAAGAGCAGGUCUGAUGUGAUUGUUUUAUAAUAUAUGACAUUUAUGUAAGUUAAUGAAUAAAAUGUAUACGGAAUAUAUAGAAGUACACACUGUAUGCAUUAUGGUGUUGGAAAAUAUUUUUAUAUUGGAUUAAUAAAUCAUGCACAUUCAUUUUUAACUAAA